AUGGAUCAUAGGCUGGUAAUUUUUGCCUUUUCGGUAAUAUUUGGCUUUCUGGUCUGCGGUGAGGCUGCUUUUGUUAAAAUGACGAAUGCAGUGUGCAAGUCCUAUAACCAAUCGUGGGUUGUUAUUCAUUACUGCCGCCUGAAGGCCUACUCCAGAACCAAGACCAGCUUAAAUGUAAAUCUCACGUUAUCGGAGCCAGCCAAGAACAUACACCUCCACAUGACGAUGAUGAAGAGGGCCAAUGGGUAUAAGCCCUUCUUGUUUGAUUACACACUCGACGCCUGCGAAUUCAUGCGAAGGCGGAAUCAGCCGUUCGCCAAAAUCGUUUGGAACCUAAUAAGGAACGUAUCCACGGUCAACCACACUUGUCCUUAUGAGGGCGUGCAGAUACUAAGCGACUUCCAUCGCAUUGAGCUUCCUCUGCCAUUUCCGUCUGGGGAGUACUUAUUCUUACUGGACUGGAUGUUCGAUUUGAAGCCGCAGUUUGCCUCGAAUGUAUAUUUCACCCUUAUCGAGGAUAAUUUUUAG
This is a messenger RNA of Drosophila teissieri, 528 nucleotides long. RefSeq lists its product as uncharacterized. The record is from RefSeq and is a predicted model, not a curated record. Bases 1 to 528 code for a protein of 175 amino acids. The transcript is spliced from 3 exons. NCBI's taxonomy places the organism in Eukaryota, Metazoa, Arthropoda, Insecta, Diptera, Drosophilidae.